GGAGUCAGCCGUCCUCGCCAACACACGGGCUGCGCAACAAAGCAAAACACACGAAUCUGCCAUGUUACACGAAGAUAAACCCUUCUAUACAAAGGAUAAUUUCAGACAGAAUGACUGCCUUGUGUGUGAUGAAACAUUUAUGUCAAGCAACCAGAAAUGAGAACAGAUACGCAAAAAGGUUCUUUGGUACUCUUCUAACACAGACACCACAGAAGUGGUCCUUUUUUCCGUUCUGGAUAGCGGGACCUGACCCUAGAAUGUCAACUGUGUUUGCACUUACUCAGCCAUUUUGUACAGCUGAAAAAUCUCAGACAGAACCAAAAAGGAAUACAGCGUUUGGAAGUGUUGGGAGAAGAAUUCCCUAUCGUAUUGUGCAUGUAAUCAACCAGGAUGGAGAGAGCUUAGGAAACAUGCACCGAGCAGAUGCACUCAAACUUAUGGAUCAACAUAACCUGAAACUAGUUCUCCUUAAAGAGAAUGUAGAACCUCCAGUGUACAGACUAAUGACUGGGCAGCAGAUCCAUGAAGAACAGCUUAGACGUGCAGAGAAGAAAAAAGCAAGUCCAAAACCAGGGGUGGUUCAGAAGGAGUUAUCCUUUUCUUCAGCUAUUGCCAAAAACGACUUAGAGACCAAGGUGAAACAGAUAGGACAGUGGAUUGACAAGAAAUACCAUGUUAAAGUUACCAUCCGGCAAGCAAAAGGUAGCAGUACGGACAUGUCCAUGCUUUUUGAUCAAAUUUUGGAGACUGUAUCUGAGAAAGCCACUUAUCUUUCCAAGCCAAAAGUUACUAGAGAAGGAGUGAGUGCCUGUAUUUUGCGACACAUGUCUGACAAAGAGUUGAAAGCACACCAGAAGAUGGAAAAACAGAAAAACAGUACAGUAAAGAAAGAUGAAAAUGAAGAUCUGAAGUCAAAUGAGUUGCAUCAGUGACUUUAUGAAGCGGUAUAAACAAUACUAAUUUAUUAAAAAAUAAAAUAAAAAUAUGAACUUCAUAAA
Empidonax traillii (willow flycatcher) is the source of this 998-nucleotide messenger RNA. It is a transcript of the gene MTIF3, whose product is annotated as mitochondrial translational initiation factor 3. Gene Ontology annotation, cellular component: mitochondrion. Gene Ontology annotation, biological process: mitochondrial translational initiation; ribosome disassembly. Gene Ontology annotation, molecular function: ribosome binding; translation initiation factor activity. The transcript is spliced from 4 exons. Bases 111 to 932 code for a protein of 273 amino acids. Lineage: Eukaryota; Metazoa; Chordata; Aves; Passeriformes; Tyrannidae. The record is from RefSeq and is a predicted model, not a curated record.